CCAUGUAUGAGAAUGAUAUAAUUAAUUGAUUCUAUCUGUUUAAUUAUGUCCUAAAUCAAAAAUGCCUUUUAUAUCAUCCUAAGGUGUCCCCAAUAUUUCACCAAUUUGAGUUAUAACAAUAUAACUGAAAAAAAUAAAAAUUCUAAAUCGAAAAUUAUAACAAGGGUUAUUAGGCACAGCACUCUAUCUAUUGUCAAAUUUUAAAGGGGUUUCUAAUUUUUGAAUUUCACAUCCAUAAUUAAUUGA
Molecule: messenger RNA, 246 nt
Organism: Paramecium sonneborni
Lineage: Eukaryota; Ciliophora; Oligohymenophorea; Peniculida; Parameciidae
Source: the annotation of a GenBank genome assembly